Electrophorus electricus (electric eel) is the source of this 2430-nucleotide messenger RNA. Its product is annotated as OX-2 membrane glycoprotein. Gene Ontology annotation, molecular function: cell-cell adhesion mediator activity. Gene Ontology annotation, biological process: negative regulation of neuroinflammatory response; heterotypic cell-cell adhesion. The record is from RefSeq and is a predicted model, not a curated record. Lineage: Eukaryota; Metazoa; Chordata; Actinopteri; Gymnotiformes; Gymnotidae. Gene Ontology annotation, cellular component: neuronal cell body; cell surface; axon.
GAUACGCAGAAAGGCAUGCAUAACGUUACAGCACUGCGUCUCAAUUUUAAUGACUCACUCCAAGACACAUUGUUAAGUGUGCCUUAUUUUGUUGCGUAACGUGGAAAUUACUUUUGAGUGCUUAAUUAAAGUGUGUAAGAUUCCAUUAGAUGUCGCCAUGCGUCCAUUGUAUUUAGGUAGUGGGUAAAAGAGACACACUUUUCGGCACAAAGAGUAGAUUUGUUACAAUUGGGUGCCGCAGCUUUGCCUGCUUCCAGUGGGAAGGACCUUAUUCCCUGGUCUUGCUCGAUCGAAAGACACAGUGACUUUUUAGCUAUGUGGUGCCUACGGUGACAGUCUUUAUUGUGGAUCCCCGAGGAUGCUGAGCAGGGCACUGAAAGAUUGCUGCCUGUGCGUGAGCGACGGCUGUUGACGUGUGUGGGGGAAGCCGCUGCGUGAUAACCGUAACAGAAGACAACGUCCUCGAGCUGUGCUGCAGACUAAGAUGUGCCAGUGUGCCUCUGUAUGCCUGUGGAUGGCUCUGAUUCUGGCCCCUUCCCUGAAAGCUAAGGUCACCGCCCCCUCCCAGCUGCAGGCUACACUGGGGCUCCCCUUCAUGCUGGCCUGUAAUGUCACCGUAGAAGACGGGGACAUCCUGAAACAGGUCCGUUGGCUGGACACCCACGACACGCCCAUCCUCCAUUAUCAGCCCGGGAGGGCUGGCAGCAUCACCAAGCAAGCUAGGGUGGACCUUCUGGACCAGCAAGUGCACACCAGUGCCAUCAGCAUCCAGCACGCCAAUGCCGGGGAUGAGGGCUGCUACACCUGUGUGUUCGAUGUGUAUCCGUCUGGGCAACAGCAAGCGAAGACCUGCCUCAUUUUGAUGGCAAAGGUGGAGUCAGCGGGCAACCGGACGGCGGUGCGGGGGAAGGCAGUGACGUUCUCGUGCACCUACGCCCACGCUGACCAGGUCCUGCAGGUCCUGUGGAGGAAAACGGAGGAGCAGGGCGACACAGCCCUGGUGGCCUCCUACACCAAAUGGGACAAUCUGUUGGUGGAACCACCCAUCCAGGGACGGGGGGAACUGCAGCCGUCCCUCAAGCAUAGCCAGCUGAGCAUCCAUCACGUCCAGACGGAGGACGAGGGCUGCUACACCUGCGAGUUCCACACAUACCCGCUUGGGUCAAGGAGUGCGACAGCAUGCCUGGCUGUCUAUGUCCUCCCAGAGCCUGAGGUGACCUCCACCCCGGUCAGACAAGGUGUGGUCCAGGCCAACUGCACCGCCGUGUCCCGCCCUCCCGCUAGGCUUCUCUGGAACGUGGAGGGGCACAACCGCACGCUGGGGCCAUCGGAGAUGUCGUCUGAGCAGCAGGGUGACGGCACCACGCUGGUGAUCUCCUCCAUCCUGCUACAGAGCAAACUUCUGGAUGAGGAGGACGUGACCUGUACGGCGCUCCACCAGGGCCUGGAAACCACCGUUUCUGUUUCCUUGGGCAAGGCCUUCUUUUUGUUUAGCCCUGUUGCUUUGACCGCUGUCACCUCUGGGCUCCUCUGUCUGUCAUGUGUCACAGCUGGGAAGAGCCAUGUUGCCCUCUUCUCACUUGCCUGCGUGCUGGUUUCUGUUCUGCUUAUCUGCCUGUGGGUCUGCCUGAAGAGGUGCUGAGACAGACUGACUAGAAUGAACCAUGAUGGAUGAACAGGCUGCUAUGACUGGACACUAAUAUUCACGUGACAUACAUAUACACAUUCAAGUGUCUUAUAUACAUGUAUGUGUUCAUAUAUAUAUAUAUAUAUAUAUAUAUAUUAUACAGUAUAUCUAACAGGACUAAUAGAUCCAUGGAAAAAUCCUGUCAUGUAACUGUAAUUUAUGAUAUAUGGUUGUAGAAUCAGGAGUAAACAUAAAUGUGGGGAAAAAAUGAGCUAAACACUGUCACUGGAAAGAUGAAACACUCCUUCUUUCCUGUAAUUGGCAACAAAGCCUUGUGUUUUUAUCAAGCAAGAACUUCCUCUAUGCUAUAAAAAACUUUCUUAUUUUGUUGAUGGUGAUUCAUUAAAUCCAAAAUCAUUCUUACCACAGGAAAACACAGUUUUGGCAGCGAGACACCUUUCUACCAAUUAAUACCCCCAGGUUUUUAAGUCCUGCGUGUGUUUCCUGCUCACGUACCCCCACUAGAGGGAAGCAGAAUCAUGCCGUGGAGGGGACUAACUCCUAUUGAUAGUCCCACAGACCGUCUGUGCCAACAGACUACAUUUAUUGGCAGAAUAUUUGUUUCAUAGGAAGUGUAUGUUUACCUUCAACUGACUUACCACUGAAAAUAAAUUACUUUGAAAAGUUAGUUUUAACACCAUGACAUUUUGAUAACAACUCAUUGUGUUAACACUGUGCAUUGUGUCUUGUUUUAUUGUUGGUGUAAUCUGUUUAUAAAUAAAGUGUCCCCACUAUGGACCUGA